GGUACGGUAUUUAACGUUAUAGCAUAACUGACCUAGUCAACUGACCAAUCAUAACGUAUCUAAGAAUCAUCUAACAUGGCGGCCACAGACGAUUUUUCACCAGUUGUCAUCUUGGUAUGUUUUAUAUGCGGUUGUGCAGGUCGAGUGGGGUAACGGUUUGGUAUGCCAACAUUUUGGCCCUCUGACCAUCGAGCAUGCCUUGCAAUCGUCGGGUUGACCUGUUUUUCUUUAUUUAGUAACAUGUAAGCUGUGACUUCAUUUGAAACAUGGCGACCACAAACGCUUUUCCUCUACUUCUUGUUUUGGUACUGUUGGGACUCCACUGUGGUUGUUUGGGACAAUCUGAGGAACCUCGCCUGAUAGACCUGACAUGGACUAUGGAGGAGGGAAUGAACAUGUACCCAACGCACGCAGAAUAUCGCUUCACCAUUGUUUACAGAGGUGAACUGGCUCCUGGGUACCCCGAGUCCUAUCUGGAGUCCAACAACCUCUUCAUGUCUGAACAUACGGGAACUCACCUGGACGCGCCUGCUCACUUCGUGCCUGGGGCCUGGAGACUUGACGAGAUCCCGCUCGGUCACCUGACCGGCCCGGGAGUGGUGGUGGACGUGCGGAACAAGAUCGGGAACAACUCGGACUACGCCAUCACACAACAGGACUUACAGGACUGGGAACGGCAGUAUGGGCGCAUCCCUGACGACAGUAUUCUCCUGCUCCGUACAGGUUGGGGAGAGUGGUACUGGGACCAAGGGCCAAAGGCUUACCUCAGCACAGAAAGUCAGGACAUCAAUCUGGUGCAUUUCCCUGGUCUCCACCCAGAGGGCGCUCAGUGGCUUGUUGAUAACCGCAAGGUAAAGAUGGUCGGCAUAGACACCAUGGGCCCUGACAGCGGUGAAGAAAGUGCCAAGGAUGGGUGGGUCCACCGAAUCCUUCUGCCCAACAACGUCCUCAUCCUGGAGAACGUUGCCCACCUGGACAAGAUGCCCCCUACCGGUUCCACCGUGUACGCCAUGCCCAUAAAGAUCGGCCAGGGAAGCGGGGCUCCUGCUCGGGUCUUCGCGAUCGUGGACGGCAGAACCAGCACAGCGGGACUAUCGACGCCAAACUGGGCCGCCAUGUUGUCUACAGUUUUUCUGCUCAUGUUGGCUUUUAUGUAAAAUGAUGCUCGCUUGACGUUCAAUUUUCGUCUAAGAAUACCCAGUACAUUAGAAACCGUUGUGAACAUCAGCAGUGUAGCAAUGUCACUUUGGCCCUGACUAUAUUGGCACGACUAUCUCUACUUUCUAUAAGAGCACAGAUGUAGAGCAUCUGAUUUCUCAAUUGAAGCUUACGCAUUCGUCAUUUUUCAUUUCAUCUACAAUCUUUCGGUCCUUUUGCACUUGAAUAAGACAAAUAACACCUUUACAAGUUGUCGCGAACAAAGACACGCGGAACUAUAUGAUAGGAACACAAUAUGUAAGGAACACAAUAUGCACAUUUGCACCCCCUCUCACCAAUGUCAUCCCAAAUGAUGCUUAAUGCCAAGGACGUCGACUUCUCUUCUGUACCCGUCAGCCGAAGGGUAAAACUGUUGGUUUGCCUCUAGGGUGUCAAUCUGAAGAUACAUGCGCUCAUUGGCUACCUAGAAUGACCUUGCAAGGUCAUAAUACAAUGUAAUUCAAAGAAUUUCUCUCAUGUGAUGUCAGCUUAAGUUGUAUCCUUUGUUAAGAUGCCCAGGGUGUCAAUCUGAUAAAGGUACGCCUCGCCAUCGAGUCACCAACUAGUCUUACCGCUGUCACAUUUUUGUAGAUCAGCCCGACGGCAGGUGAGUGGAGCUGUUUUGUCCGUGGUGUUUUCUGCUGAUA
Messenger RNA from Branchiostoma floridae (Florida lancelet), 1844 nucleotides. Its product is annotated as isatin hydrolase-like. The transcript has 6 exons. Gene Ontology annotation, molecular function: arylformamidase activity. NCBI's taxonomy places the organism in Eukaryota, Metazoa, Chordata, Leptocardii, Amphioxiformes, Branchiostomatidae. The coding region runs from base 267 to 1157 and encodes 296 amino acids. The record is from RefSeq and is a predicted model, not a curated record.